Molecule: messenger RNA, 272 nt
Organism: Ceratina calcarata
Lineage: Eukaryota; Metazoa; Arthropoda; Insecta; Hymenoptera; Apidae
Product: 40S ribosomal protein S7-like
Exons: 3
Biological process (GO): translation; rRNA processing; ribosomal small subunit biogenesis
Cellular component (GO): cytosolic small ribosomal subunit; ribosome; small-subunit processome
Molecular function (GO): structural constituent of ribosome
Source: RefSeq, a predicted model, not a curated record
AGAAGUCGUACAUUGACUGCUGUGUAUGAUGCGUUGCUAGAGGAUCUAGUGUAUCCUGUAGAAAUUGUUGGGAAGCGUAUCAGGAUUAAACUGGAUGGUACACAACUAAUUAAAGUUCAUUUAGACAAGAAUGAACAAACAAAUAUUGAGCACAAGGUUGACACUUUUGCAGCCGUGUAUAAAAAACUAACUGGACGGGACGUGACGUUCGAAUUCCCAGAAACAUGGAAUUAAAUUUAUUUGUUUAAGGAAUAAAAAUAUUUGAAAUAAUA